UUUCAACAAGAGGGUCCAGUCCGACCCCCUCCUACCUCAAAUCGACUAUCCCCGAAAAGAAAAAAGAAAACCCUCAAAUCGACUCCCACGCCAGGCCACGCCUCCGCCGCCGCCGCCGCCGCCGCCAACUACUCCUGAAGGCAACUACCGCCAGAUCUACUCGCUCCUGCAACCUUCGCCUCAAGGAUGUCUACCGGAACCCCAUUGUUUGUGGCGUCUGUUAUGCUGGUGUGUGUAGCGUUUUGGGGGUAUGUUAUGCAGCUGUAUGUGAUCCCGAAGGUAAUUUUGGGAUUUCUGAUGCCGCUCCUGCAGGAUCGCAGCUCAAGCUCAACCUACCGGCUCCGGUUCCUCAUGGAGUACAUCGUAGUACUAUACAUCCUAUUCAUACUUGACGCAAUCACAGGCGUACUGUUCUUGAGGAUUCCAUUGUACUACGAACUUGAGCUUGCCUUCAUCAUGUACCUAUGGCACCCCAGGACUCAGCUAUAUUUACCUUCAAAAUCUGUAGUUGGGGCUACCAUUGUGCUCAACAUGAUCCUCCUACCACUGGUAAUGGUCAAGUUCUUCACAGCGAGAGUUCAUGAUCUGCUCCUCGCUUGUAUACGGCUCCGGUCGGAGGCAGCUCGUACCCGUGCUCAUGCCCGUGAGAUGAGGCUGCAGAAGCUCCGGUUGGAAACUCGCCAUUUGUGGGGAAUGGAGAGUUGUCUUAACAAGGUGCAUGACUUUUUGGAGAGCAGGCUAGCCCAUGAUAACUUGCUAGGGAUCUGGGGCGUGAGUGGAGUGGGUAAAUCUUCCCUUCUCAUGCAGCUGCGACAGUCUUACCGAAUCUUCGCUGUUUUCCACCAUGUGCUCUAUUUUGGGUUUGGCAGCAGAUCCACCGUGACGGAUGUGCAGCUUGCAUUGGGUGUAUGUUUGGGCUACAACUACGAAAUGAUGUCAUUGAUGGAUGAGAAGAGCCGGGCCCGCGUUAUCCAUCACAGUUUGUCAAACACCAGCUUCCUCCUGUUGCUAGAUGAGCUGGAGGCGCCUGUUGAUCUGGCGGCGGUUGGCCUGCGGAUGCCACUUGGGAAGUACCGGCACCAGAAGGUCAUCAUUGCGACAGGGAGCAAGGAUGCUUGUGCCCUCAUGGGUUGUGCUGCUGAUAACAUCAUCGAAAUAGGGUGUUUGGGGGAAGAUGAUGCCUGGAGCCUCUUUAAAGACAGAGUUGGGGAUGCAAUCAUUGAUGACCCUCGGAUUCAGCCGCUUGCCAAAGAGAUGGCUCAAGCCUGUGGAGGAUUGCCGAUAGCACUACGCACAUUUGCUGGGGCAAUGUCUGCGAUACAAGAUGCAGAUGAAUGGAGGUAUAUGUAUAAAUAUCUCCAGGCUCGGCUUCCAUUGUCACGAGAACAAUUUGCAGAUUUGUUACACAAUAUCAGGCACUGGUAGGUGUUGCUGUGCUCUCCUAAUUAGACCUGUUUGGAAGCCUGAUAAAUCGCAGUUCUGUAAAAUAAUUGUCCUUGCCUAGUAAGAAGUACUCCCUCCGUUCCAAAAUAGAUGACCCAACUUUGUACUAACAAAGUUAGUACAAAGUUGGGUCAUCUAUUUUGGAACGGAGGGAGUAUGUUUGAAUGUCCAACCACCUACAUCUGUGAGCAUGCUGUUGGAAUGGUUGAUGGACUAUGUAAGAUAAAAAUUCUAACAGCCCCAACUUUCCUUUUGAGCAAAAUGGCAGCUGAUGAAAA
Molecule: messenger RNA, 1721 nt
Organism: Triticum aestivum (bread wheat)
Lineage: Eukaryota; Viridiplantae; Streptophyta; Magnoliopsida; Poales; Poaceae
Product: disease resistance protein RFL1
Exons: 7
Coding region: 187-1425 (412 amino acids)
Molecular function (GO): ADP binding
Source: RefSeq, a predicted model, not a curated record